AUGCACAGUAGUACUAAUUCCCGAGUCCCGACCUCGUUCUGGUGUUCCCUAUUCCCCUUAGAGUUAUCAUGCUCUAUCUCCCUCUCGCUCUCUGUCUGCAGCUUGCCUAACCCAGGCAUCACGGGGCACGAGUCCCGCCGCUUAAUUGGAAACCCAAUCGACAAUCGGCGUCAAUCGUUGUCCUCUCCGACGCUGGCGUACUCAGACCGACGAACCACAAAUCCAGCACCGCAACAUCUCCGUCGACCCCAACGCAGCGUCCUAUCCGUCAACCCAAUGCGCCUGGGCCCCAACACCGACGCCGGUGCAGCUUCCCCGACCCAGCAGCCCAUAACAUUGUCGGUUUUAGCUUCCCCCCGCCUGCCAGAAGUUAUAUUUUAUUUUGGUGGGACGAGCCCAGCGUCUAGAGGCCAGAGUAGAGGGGUAGAUAAAGACUAA
Molecule: messenger RNA, 438 nt
Organism: Linum trigynum
Lineage: Eukaryota; Viridiplantae; Streptophyta; Magnoliopsida; Malpighiales; Linaceae
Source: the annotation of a GenBank genome assembly